Molecule: messenger RNA, 21240 nt
Organism: Zootermopsis nevadensis
Lineage: Eukaryota; Metazoa; Arthropoda; Insecta; Blattodea; Termopsidae
Gene: Mkp3
Product: Mitogen-activated protein kinase phosphatase 3
Biological process (GO): peptidyl-tyrosine dephosphorylation; negative regulation of MAPK cascade
Cellular component (GO): cytoplasm; cytosol
Molecular function (GO): protein tyrosine/threonine phosphatase activity; MAP kinase tyrosine/serine/threonine phosphatase activity; MAP kinase tyrosine phosphatase activity
Source: RefSeq, a predicted model, not a curated record
UUUGGUUUGGAAGCUUCCAUAAGUGUAGGUGAGGUGGGGUAGCUGUCGCUUAGUUGUGUUUUUAGAUAGCGGGCGGAAGCUGGGGGAAGGAUGCGAGCGGAUGCUAGUGAGAUGAAAGGACGGGUAUAGGUAGGUUGUUGUUUGUAGCGAGGCUUGGUGUUGUAGCUGCUUGUAUUGACAGGAAGACAAGAAUAUUAUUAUCGACGACAAGAAGAUCAUACAAGAAACAAGUUAACCAGGCAAAUGUUUGUGAGUGUAUAUUUAUGUUAUGUUUGGGGAAGAAAUAGAUACACAGUUUUUCAAGGCCUAGUUAAAACUCCGUAUGCCAUUUCAGUGACUUGAAGCGUGCAUGGAAUAAAAUCCAGAGCCUUCUGCAUGUAAACUUCUUGUAUAAGAAAAAAAUAUGCCUUCGGAAGAUGACAGUGAACGUGCGACAAUGAUGGAAUUGUGUGUUAGUAAAGAAUGGUUAUUUCAAGAAUUGCUUUCUGACCCGUCAAGACUUGUGAUUCUCGACUGUCGAAGUUCAAAUGAAUAUGGUGAAUCGCACAUUAAGCAUGCUGUAAAUUUUAGCAUUCCCAGCAUAAUGUUGAGACGACUGGCAGCAGGUAAAAUCGAUCUUAUGUCCACGAUUAAAUGCCGUGAACUCAAGGCGAAGAUCAUGAACGCUUACAAGGAGAAUGUGUUUGUUGUGUAUGGUGAUUUCAACGUGACAGAGAAGCAGGCACGAACUCAACAGCAAUCUGCAAGCUUCAAUCCGAGCGAUACGCUUCAUGUACUGGCCAAACGUUUGGCUCAAGAUGGCUGCCAGGUGGUGUGUUUAGAAGGUGGUUUCUGUUCAUUUCGAUCUUGCUAUCCUGAAUGGUGUGAGAGCUGUUCUGAGCUGAUGGUGUCUGAUUCUGGUCCUGGCUCUAUGGAAGUUGUUCCCUUAAUGGGUCUUCGUAGCCUGAGGAUAUCGGCAACUUCUCAGCUGUCCAAGAGACAACACCAUCUCGACUCAUCCUGCUCCUCGGCAGCUACGAGCAGUACGGACUCCAGUGACUCUGACGAUCGUUGCGAUUCCUCUUUAGGCUUGGAGGAAGACAGAGAUUUUCCAGUCAAAAUAUUGCCUCACCUUUUUCUUGGAAAUGCGACCACAUCUGGAGACAGUGAGGCUUUAAGCCGACACAGUAUAGAAUAUAUCCUGAAUGUAACAGCAGAUCUGCCGAAUGUGUUCGAAGACUCUGGGUCCAUCAGAUAUAUGAAAAUACCAAUAGCAGACCACUGGAAGGAAAAUCUAGCGAGCUUCUUCCCUAAAGCCAUAGAAUUUAUAGAUGAGGCACGCAGCAAUGAGAAGGGAGUUCUGGUGCAUUGUCUUGCAGGAGUGUCUCGUUCAGUGACUGUAACAGUUGCCUACCUCAUGUACAAGCUUUCAUUAAAUCUGAAUGAUGCAUUCAACAUGGUACGUGCACGCAAGUCUAACAUUGCACCCAACUUCCACUUUAUGCAACAGCUACAUAACUUUGAAUGUGAGCUGGCCAGAUCACCAAAAGAUGCAACAGAUCCUACUCAAGGUACAGAAAGUGAGCAAAUGAAGUCGGAGUCUGGGACUGUUAGUGACAGUGCUGUAGCUCAAACCACUUCUACAGCAGCUGAGGCUCGGUGUUGCACUGACCCUGACUGUAAGUGCCCCGCCCACUUUCUUAGUCCACUAGCUAUUGGCACCAGCCCUGACUCAGGCAUAGAAUUUGAUCGUUGGACUUCUGCAUCAGGGGAGUGAGAUGAGGCGGGGGGGACGCAGUUUUGGCACUUCUAAACACAUAUUUUUCCCUCCGGACAGAAAAAAAUCCGUGACAAUAAAAUAUCCCUGAAAGAAAUUUAAAAUUUCACAUUUGGGAUAAUUUCACGGGUUUUUUUAUAUCUAAGAAGGAAAGGUUUGUAAAAGUGUAGCGUCUCACCCCAUGUCUGGUGAAUUUGUUAUGUAAUGCACAUGCAAUCGCUAGUCCAACACUGUGUGGAAAUAUUUUCCACAUUUUGGCAUUAAAGGUGAAUUUGCAGUUAAACUGUUGCUGCUGUGGCAACAACGAGGUGUACUGAUAUAGGGGCCUAGUAAGCUGUUGCUGUUGUUGGAAUAUGGAUAGCCCCACAUGAGAAAUGGGAGCUGGUAUGUAGUGACGGAUGUUAAAGUCUCCUUACCAGAUAAGUAUGUGUAUGUUAUAAUCUCCUUUUUGGAACAGUUGGGUAAGGAUUUUUGCCACACACAGAUAUAAUAUGAGAAGGAAAAGUGGUCUUUCUGUGUAAAAUAUUUGGGCAGAAUCAAGAGUAAUAAGAAUAAAGAGAGAGCAUUACACAAAUGAUUACACUGCUAAUUUUUUAAAAGAAUGAAUGUCUUUGCAGCUUACGAGAAUGUGAAUGGUAAAAUUUGUCCUUGCAACAUCACACUUAGUAUGGAAAAGCAGAAGUGUGGGUUGUUACUCCGCCAGUUUGACAGAGCAGUUAGGCUUUGUAAUGCAGUGAACUCUUUUGGUCUUGAAUUCUUGUGUGUAGUCUUAUGAUUAAUGAAGCACACUGAGUUUAGUUCUUGUUAGAAAUUAAUGAGAUAUUUAAGACUUAACUAAGUUAAUUACAUAUCUGUGACAUACAGUAAAAGUUCUGAUCUAAUGACGAUUCAAGACAAAUACAACUAAUGUUUUGCUUUUUGUCACUGUUCAUCAAGACACGUUUAUGUUUAAUAAAAAGAAAAUAAUGGAUUUAGUGAUAAUCAUUACAAGCCAAAUGCUCUUCCAAUGUUGCAAUGCAGUUUUAGAUGUUUAUGACCAGCAGUUAAGACAACAAUAAUGGCAGCGUAAUGCUUUCUGAAGUUCAGUGUUUGAAAAUGUAUCAGAAAGUAGUUAUAAAGUUUGUGCUUUGAUAUAGUUGGCGGUACAGUGGUUUUGAGCUUGCAUAGGAGGUAAAGUUUGAGCUGUGUAUAGCCCCAGAAAAUGAAAAGUUUCUUACAGGGCUUUGCCCUGUGCUAUUCUCUCUUAAACAAUCAAGGUGUGCUUAUUGAGAUAAGUAUGACAUUCAAAGCAUCUAGAUUGUUAAUUUACCAUUUAUAUACUGAGUCUCAGAUUAAGCUAAUCCUGUGAUAUUUGUUUUUGGACUAUAACAUAUAAUGGAAUUACAUCUCCAAAAUCUGCAUUAGCGUUUUCAGUUUUUAAUAGAAAGUCACAAUUACUAAGCUGCAUUGAUGCACAACUUUUAUUUUAUUACACCGGUGUAACUUUGUCAUUUUAAAAUUUUACCAUUCUGAUUUAGUAGGAAUAUAUCUGUGUGUAAAUUUUUAUGGAAUUUCAGUGUAUUACCAAUUCUAAUAAGUCACAGUUCUGAUUAAAAAAUCACAGCAGAAUCAAGCAGUGGAACUUUAUCACAUAUGGUACCUGUAUAAAGACUCAUAUUGUAAUGGAAAAAGAUAACUAAUUUCCAAUUUCUAUUAUCUAGUACAAUCUCUUCAUUGUAUAAGCUGAAAGGAAUUUUUUAAAAUCUGUUUUACAGUUUGGUUUGAUGUUGUUAAAUAAAUUAUGAGAGUGUUAGUGAGGCUGUUUUGCACAUUUAAACUCCAGCACAGAAUUGUUUCAUUAGGAAACCUAUAUGAACAAACAUAUUCAUGACAGAAAGAAAAUUUAGAAUGGUUUGUUCAUUAACCAGUCAGAAUAUUUGUCAUUUCCCUCACCUUCACAGUACAAGUUUAAAGUGAUGGGGGUGUAGGGUUUAUUCAAUGUAUGUGCUUUACAUUGUACUGAAAGGGCAUUAUUUAAAAUGUUUGAGUUAAAUUAAGUAGUCUCAAUGCAAUAAUUAAAUCACAAUGCAUACAUAUUAUGUUGUACAUAUGGGAAUCCACAAAAGGAUUGUUUGUGUUUAAUCACAUUGCAAGUAGUUGGUGUAUAUGUAUCGUGGUAUGAAUUUAGUGCGCCAGACUCUCCCAGUAGUGUUCAUGAAGAAAUUUGGCGUGUAAGAGGUUCUACCAAUGGUGUAUUAUACAAUUAAUAUAUUUUUUCUUUUAGGCUUCAUUGAUUGUUUUGUGUAUCAAAAUGAAGCCACAACAUUUCAGGUGAUAAAAAGCCUACUGUGUUGGGUCUUCUAGAGGACAUUGUGGCUUCAUUUUAAUGUUCAGAAUAAUGGGUUUAGUCCAGAAGAAACAUAAAAUUGAAAAAAAUUUGGUGAAAUUUAGACAGCAAAUGAAGGAAAUCUGAAUAUGUAAAACUACAGCUCUGAAUGUUUUGACUUUCUGGGUUGUAAUACUGUGUACCAACUUUUGAAAGAGUAUGUCACCUCCAUCUUCAGGGCAAAACCAGUUACAAGACUACAGAUCAUCACAUCCCUGGUGACCAUGAUAUAUAUUUUCACUGCCAUGAAAACCACAGAUGUCAAAAUUACAACUUAUUGGAUUGACCUGUUUGGAGUUCAAAGUGAUUCAGUAGUUUAUGAAACUUUGUGGGUAAAUUGAUUGAUUAUAAGUAAAAAGAGUUCUCUAUUAACAUGGGUCCAAUACAGAAAAGUUAAGGAACCAUGCUAAUUUAAAAGUGAACACUACCCAGAAACAAAAUUUUGAUGAAUUCCACAAUACAUUCAAUGUGAAACACAUAAAAUAUUGGGUAAUAAUGAAACAUGUUUAAAAACUGUUGUCAAAUUAUGACUUUUGUUCUUUUCUUUUUAAGAAAUUGAAACAAAAUAUUGUCCAUUCUUUUAAUUUUUCUCAUUAUUUACAUUCUUUUAUUUACAGUUAAAGGAAAGAUACGCCAAAUUUAUACUCAUGUAUGUAUUUGUGUAGUGCACAUGAAUUUUAUCAUUCACAUUUACUUUUAAAAGUGGCCUUCUCCUCACGUGUGCUUCACAAUGACAUGAAAUGGAGUAUCUGAUAUAAAUCUGAGUGUUUGUUUGACCUUAAUGUCUCCUGUAGCUACCUGGAUAUGAGUGACUUAACCACGGUUUUGAAUUUCACUGACACAAGCAAUGGAUCCCCAUAAGUAAUAAUCAGUUGAUGUCAGUCAGGAGAGACCAAGUGAUUGUACCUCCAUAACCAAUCCAUCUAUCCAUGUUCAUCAGUUAUGCAUUUGGUAAGAAAAUUAAGGGGUGCCUUUGUGUUGAAACAGUAUGGCCUUGUACAUUCAGGAACACAUUAAAUUGUAAAGUGUUCCUUCAGGGAGGUCAACAUACUGAACUCCAGUCUUGGUCUGGGUUACAUAUGGUUCUGUUAUGUGAUUUUGGCCCAAAUGAAAGAUGAAAAAUGUUGAGAGGCAUAAGAAUUCUUCAGAACCCAUUCAUGCAGUCGAUGAAAGCUGUUUAUCCAGGCCUCGUGAAUCAGUCCACAAUACACAGCUCACUUUGUGUGGAACCUUCCAACAGAACUGGAGGCAGAAACCAUUACCCUCUGACUGCAUCCCAUGUCUAUGAUGACAGGUGCCUGUCAUACUGCGCUCUGUGGGAGGAAUCUUUCAUAUGUCGUUGAUAGUUGUUAGUUGAUAGAUUGACAUCCACAAUGUCCAAUGUUUCUCUUCAUUCCACAAACUGAGUCUGCUGCAGGCAACAUGUUGGUGUCAUGAAUGUACUCAUUACCCUCAGACUGCAUUGUAUGGUUGCAAAAACGCGUGUUCAGUUUCUGCUGAUCUGGAAUCCAACAUUGGUAUCCCCUUUAUGAAGCUACAGCUGUAUGAUCUGAUCUGAAUUCUUCUCAGGUUACCGGCUAUAGUCAUUAUGAAGCUACAGCUGUCAUCAAAGCUGUACAGAUGAUGCAUACGGGUUUACAGUGCAUUGAUAAAUCUUGCAUCUCAUUUUUAUAUGAUCACUGCUUUGACAUUGGAAGUAAUAGAAUAGACGUGUAUACAAUAGUGACUCUGUGUGAUGAUGUGCAAAUAUGUGCUCUGUUUACCCAUGUUGGACCUGUGGCUUUCCCAGUUAUGUCAAUGUCAAACAACUCCUUCAGGUAUUGUUCUCAGGUUGAAUACUAGGCAUCUGUUUUGCUGUACAUAACUUUGCUGACUCAACAUGUGACCGCACAAUUUUCUCAGGCCAACAUCUUUGUUACUGUCGUUACUCUUGCACCUUACCUUCUUCAACUUCCUCAUUUGCACUUUAGUUUAUCAGCAUGCUUGUCUUAACAGGAUGUGCUGACUGACUUCAUGGCAUACCGGCCCAAAACCAAGCCUUGGCCCCCACCCAUGUGGGAAGUUUCUUUGUCUUUGAAGUAUGCAUUUAUGAGUAGUGAGUGACCAGCCUACUGCCUCUGCACAAUUUCUGCUCAAUCCUGAUUUGACUGCUAGAGCCAUCUAGAAGUGAAUCAGGAGAGACUUGGGUGAGGAAUGGCCACUGAAUUUUGCUUACCAAACAUCUCGUUCAUGCUGUAAAUCUACAACAUGGGACCACCGGCUUUACUUCCCCUCCGAAGGAAGUUGUUCUAUGGAUUUGUAUCACUCUUAAAAAUCCAUCAACCUCGGCUGGGUUAGAACCCGCAAACAUUGGGUCCAGUGGCAAGCAUGCUAACCACUGGUCCACCGAGGGAAAGUAACACCAUGUACCUAUGCUGUAAUUGUGUCUUCUUUACCUGCUUUUGUCACUAAUAUUAUUACACAUUUUAUCUUCAUUAUUUUCUUUUCCAUUUACUGUUACAUUUUUCUUAUUUUCUCUUCAAUAAGAAUAACUGAUGCUGUCAAUGUUCACAUCUCUGUCCCAGUGACUCCUUGUUGAACAGAAUGCAUAGCCAUCUUCAUAUUUUACUUCAUUAUCUUUAUUGUCGUCUUCUGAACCCAUUUCUUCUGGCAAGUAAAUUACUAGGUGGUUCACAAUAUCCAGUUUGCUUCAGUGUAUAAUAAGACUAGCAAAGACAUUCUUUGCCAUCAUAUUAUUUGCAGGCUACACCCCAAGGAUCUUGUCCAUCCUAUUGUUUCCUGUCUUGGCACAGUACAAAUAUUUGUGCUCUGAAAAUAUAUUCUCCAGAAACUCAGAUUUGAAGUCCUUCCAAGUUGGACCUAACCUCAAUCUCUUAGUUUGUUCAGAGAUUUUGGUACAGCUGCUGUACUUGUAUUGGUUUGUUGCAGCUUGUUAUCAUGCAGUCUGGGUGAUAUUUGGAAAUAUAUACUCUAUGCAAAACAGGAGUUGUAGUAUGUCAUCUUUUAAGUGAUACCAAGGGCAGGUUUUAAUAAACUGGCCCUCAACUCUCUCUCUCUACAUCUAUGACACCACAGAUUACAUACAGUUUGUUGCUACAGAGUUGUAGAGUAUACUUUUUCCACCAGAGGAUGGCUUUCUGCUGCAACAAUUGUUGGUACACAUGUGCAUUCAAACUUUACAUGUCUAGGAAGCAUGAAACAAUAUCUUGUUUGUCUGGUUUGCCUCAUUUCAGUAAUUAGAUCUAAGAUAUUUUUACUUACUCUAUAAAGUUGAAAGCUUCUCAUCUGUUUUUUCUAUCAGAUACCUACAGCAGAAGGUUCUGAAUUCACUCAUGUAUCAAAUGAGGCAGUCUUAAUUUCUUUGUCAUCUACCAUGAUGUUUAUGGCAUUAAUACAGUUGAUACACCUUCCAGUUUAUGUCAUGAAAUCACAUUAUAUUUUUCCUUCAACUUUUAGUCCUUUUUAUCUUAUAUAUCCUGUUUGUCACUGCAGCUUGGAGCUAUGACCACACUAGCUUUAUAGGCUUACCAUUAUUAUAUUCACUCCUUAUACAUACUAAAUGUUGUUACCAACACAGAAGUAAUUUACUACCGACACAGUUUGCUAAACUACACUAUACUCACCUCAUAUUUGUUCAUUCAUGCCUUAAUGUACGGAUUGAAAAACUUGCUUUGGAUCUUGGAGCCAGAUGAAAUUUUUCAUCCUUCAGUGUUUUGUGUCUUUACGACAUCAGGAUGAAUAAUUGCCAACUAAUGCUAUAAUUCUAGAAACAUGGGCAAGAAUUGUUCAUAAACUUUGCAGGAUGAGAUUCCGUCACUGUUGAGCCAUUCAUGUUAAUCAUCAAGUUGCUUAAGUUUUCUUCUGCAAUAGUGAUCUGAAGUUAUUUUUCACAACAUUCUAUGAUUGGAACCUGCUUUCAAGGCAUGCAGAUGAUAAGGCAGCACAGACACAACACUGGAUUACAAUUUUUUAGUUGUUUGUAUUUUUUAACUAUCAGCUGUUAAUUUAAAGUCUUCUAUGAUUGCUGUGUUACACAUGUAAUUUACAUUAAAAUUAUAUGGCGUAUUACUAAAGCAACUCUUCAAGCAGUGCAAAAUAGGCGAUUAAGAAGGACGUGUUCAUAAUAUAUGAGAGUCAGCUUUCAAAUAGGAAUAACAAACUGUAUGAAACAAGCGUAGAUCGAGAAAGUGGGGGAAGGAAAAUCAUUCACAGUUCAGUAGAUGUACUUCUCCUCUGCAUCAAGUGAAUUUAUUUAUUUGAUCACUGUAAUGAGGAUCCUCCUAAAGGUUGAGAAGUCUUAUGUACUCUUUUCUUUUUUUAGGUAUAUUCCUGUUUUAAACAUUAAUUGGGGAUGUUUUCUACGGAGAGAUGUAGGCUGACCUCAGAGACAGUUUUACUGGGCUCACACUAAUCAAGAAAUGCCUUUCUACAAAUGUUUACUUGUGUAUAAUUUAUAAAGCAAAAUAUCCGAAAGUGCCAGGAAUCUAUGGGUUUAAAAAAGUAUCAGAGACUAGUGGGCCUUGCAUAGUUUCUGCACACACUGUGUAACUACUCUCAUAGAAUACAUAUCAAUCAAUAACUGGUUUUUGAGAAAAACAGUGUUGUUUCUGCAUUUGUCAGUUGAUUUUCUUAGGUUUUUUGUGGUGAAGUUCAAUUUGGAAAUGCUAGGCCAGUAUUAUCUCUCUGACACUAGAAUUUUACAGAGUAUCAUCUGUUGGCCAGAAAAAGUAUAAAAACUGUGUUUCCACAAUUGAAAUAUUGCUCCUCAGGUACAUGACUGUGUGCUGAAUCAAGUUUUCCUUCUCAGACUAGACAGAAGAUCUUGCAGUACUAUUCACCUUGUAUAGUUGGACAUCUUGAUAAAUUUGUUUCAGUGAUGAAUCUAUCCUCAUGUUGUCCUGGACCAUGUUUAAAUGAUUCAAGAGGUGUCAUUGUAUUCUUCAUACGCAAUUCAGCCAUGCUGAAUAAUGUUCUUCCAUUUGAAACAAAAUGAAGAGUUUCUUAAUAGUUCCAAGGUAGUCCAUGAGAAGACGGAGCAUGUGAAGCAAUAUAUGUUUUCUCAGUAAACUCUUAGCAACUGCAGAAGCACUAUCUUUUUCUAUCGUGAUGCUUUCCAGGUGUACUGUGACACAUUUCCAAUCUUUCACAAGUCAGAGAGAGCACCAACUAUGCUGGCCACCCACCUAACAUUGUGUGAGUAUUGAAACUUCUGUACUUCUUUGGAGACUUACAGCUACUUGCUUCAGUUGUCACCUUCUCUUUGGAUAAUACUGAUAAAAAUUGUAGAGCUUCGUAAAAACUUGAGUCAAGAUCAUCUGUAUAUUUUCUGUUUUUUUACUGAACAUAACAUGCUCAAAUUUAAUCUCUGUGCAACACAGUAAGCACCAAGUACAUGACUCGUGCCUUAUUUUAUUCAUUAUUCCAUUGUCUGCUUCACUCGUGCUGGCUGCACCAUCAGUAGAUAUGCCAAUCAGGUGGCUGGAAGAUUGCUCUUUUAAUGGCAUCUGAGUAGCCAUCUGCAGUUUCACUGUCAAGAGAUAAGAUUGACAGAAACACUUCUGUCACACCAUUGUUCUAUAUAAAUAUAUAAGACAACUCUGGCACCAAAUCAGCAUUUAGGCUAUUCACUGUACCUCUUGCUUUGCACCACAAACAAACAAAAUAUUCACAAACCUUACAGCAUGAUACAUACAAUUUCAAAUGAUUGCUAAACAAAGAAUUCAGCAUUUUGAUUCACUUCUGGUGAUGAACAGUUGAAUGGUACAAUUGCUGCUGAGGUGGGCUUUUAAUAUAGUAAAAAUGUAUUAACUAGGAAUUAAUUAUAGUCGAAAGUACUGGGCACCCAGGAUUGCUUGAGCCCUGCAUUAAGGUUGAAGGGAAACUUGUCCGUGGUCUCAUUGGCAUACCCAGCGAAUAAUGUUGGGAGAGGACAUCAUAUUUUCCUGAAUUGCAAGAUUGUGGGGUGAUUGGUGUGUAACUGUUAAACAUCCUAACAUGGUGAUGAUAAUUGUCUUCUGAGUUGUAAUUCUGUGUGAACUUGUAGGUAGACACCAACAUUUUAGAGGAAUAUACUGUCUUCAUCGUCAGCAAAGUCCACAUGGCAUUACAACUGAGAAGACGAAUAUUGACAUUCUUACAGCUGCGAGAAUUUCAGUUUUCACAUCCUAACAUGAUCUUUGUAACUACAUUUGAUAACCACUCAUGGAUUGUAAAUUUUAUAUAGAUUAUUUUGUCAGUAAUCUUUGAUUUCUUAUUUAUCAUAUUAUCUCAGAAGGAUAAUAAUGAAUGGGGAUUUGGAAAAUAUAUUGAUAAAACAGUCAUGGGCUGUCCUUGCAGAAACUGAUAGAAACCACAAAAUAUUUUAGUUUAUUUAGGCAUUCAAACUGAAUAUUUUUUUAUGAAAGGCAGAAUUGGUGUCCAGUACAUUAAAAUUAUUAUUUCCAGAAGAAAAUAUUAAGCUUCUUCUGAUCCUGUUACUACUAUUACUGCUGUAGCUGCCACUAGUUCUACAGGUUAACUACACUGCAUUGGAAUUGUAUGUACUUUUCCUUAUGUCUUCAGGCAUGUCUUUAGCUGUGUUUGUGUUAAUCAAGACAUCCUACUCAGUAGCUGGGCUGCAUCAGAUGAAUUGUAUCUAUAGAAAGAAAAAUACAUUGUGGAAGGUACUGUAACACGUAAUUUCCUUCGACAAUUUCCUUGUACAAAGAGGGACUAAUAGGAAUUAUAAAUUAGUAGUUUUACAACUUAUAAUUUCUGAUUAUUAUUUCGGUUAGUACAGUUUGAAACUACGUGAAAGUUGUGGAUAUCCUUAUGAUCUGUCUCUGCAGGUGCCAUGUUGUUUUACAUUAUACAAAUUGUUAGUUGUUUAGCUCUGCCGAACACACAGAAUUUCAGAACACACUAUAAAGUGGUGCUGUUAUUUCAUUCACCUCAGCAGUUAGUAUAACUGCCAUAUUGGUAUUAUUUUUUACCUAGUACAUGGAGCAGAAGCAUUUUUGAGAAGUUAAUAGUUGCUCUUCUAGUCUGGAAACCCUCCUACAAAAGUCCACCACUGAUCCCUAUCCUGAAAUCCUGAUUUGAGAUACAUUUAAUACUGUCCUCCCUCCUAUACCCAUACAUUCCAAGUGGUCUCUUUGUUUUGAGUUUUCAGUCCUAAAUUUUGUAUGCUUUUUCAUCUCAUAUCAGUGCUACAUUCCCUGACCAUCUUUACUUUCUAUUAAUAUUUGAUGAAGAGCUCCUUAUUAAGAAAUUUUCUCUUGUCUCCUGUCACUUUUCUCGAUCUUACUAGUAAGGAAUUAAAAAGUACAAAGUACGAAGGUGGUCUAUAAUGGCAGGAUAAUCGUACUGUUUAGUGACUGCUUAAAAGUUAUUAGGGACAGGGAGUUAUGAUAUCAUAACCUUAUCAUUCUCUGUAAUAUAGGGAAAGCAGAGUAAACAUAAGAAUGGAAAGAUGUGUCAGUAGGUUUCUUCGUAUUCAGAUAGAUUUUGCAAGAUGUAGGAACAACGUACCUGCAAAUAACAUGAAAUAAUACUAAGUUGAGAAACUCGCAUCUAAAAUGUUUUUUAAUUAUGUGAAUAUUUAAAGAGAUAAACAGAAGUAAGCCCUCUAAGUAAUGUCACACUUCUAUUAGUCUGAUGUCAGCACUAUAUAAUUAAUUAUUUUUGGGGUGUCAGGAGACAAAAUUAAUGAUUUGAAGGCACCCUUAAACUUAUUACAGUGUGUUAUGAGGUUGAAUUUUACUAGAAAGGUCUCUGUUAUGAGUACAAAGUAUUUUGGUUAACUCUGUGUGUGAUUUUUUUCAAUAAAUUAGUGAACAGUGAUGAUACGAUGUUAAGUCAGUCAGACUAAUGGUGAACUGAAUGACCAGGACUCGAGUUACAGUACAAACAUCAAGAAUAUUUCUCUCCUCUGGAUGUUACCCAACCUUUCAUUUAGUGGGUUCCAGUCGCUUAUCUCCAUGUAGUGUCAUGUUUGAAAAUGUACGGCCUUACCUCCAAACCCCCAUGUACUGUCACAUCAGCCAUGCAAGCAAAUCAACACUAAUAAAGGCACUGGAAAGUAUAAAUGUAUGAAGAAUAAUUCAAUAUGCACUAUUUUUGGUAUGUAUAAAUUCAAAGUAACAUCAGAUAUUUUAUGACCUUGUGUUUCUUCACUUAAAUCCAUGUGUGUUUAUAUUUAUAUGUACAUACAUGUGCAUGCAUGCAUAUAUGUAUAAUGUAUCAGUUUCUGCAAUUACAGGAAGGCAAAGUAUAGAUUUAUGGCAAGGGAUUGUUUAUUCUUGGUCAUGUGUACAGAGUAACGAUGCAUUUUUCCCACUGCAGUACACUUUCAGUCCAGUUUGUGGAUGCCCAUUAUUUUAAAAUGAAACAAAGCCAAGUGAGAUAUAAAAUGUUCAACUUUGUUUCAUUGAAUCUAUUGAAAAUAUAUCUUGCAACGUUUUAUGGUGUGUUAUUAUCAUUAUCAUUAACAGAUGUUCAUGAGAACACACUGUUGGUUCUAAAGCAGUACUUGAUAAUCAGGAUAUAACUAUCAAAGAAUCAUUUGUACCUUUUAAAUGUCAGUUAGUAUUGUUUGUGGAUGCUGUGUAUUUGCUCAGCUCUUUUUAAUGGAUUUGGUUGCUGUUUAAUCAGAUCAUUUUUACUUCCUCUAAUUUAAUUGAUGGUGAUAUGUGUCUUCUGUAAUUGACCAUGGUCUGGUAACCAUCAGCAAUAAUCUUAUUCACACCAUUUGUAAUAUUUAAAUAAUUAUUUUAAUAUGCAUAUCAGUGGUGUAAUUGCAAAUGAGAUGAGUUCAUUUGGUCUUCAUAAUUUGUGUAAAUGUUUUGCUAUUAGUUUAUUGUUGUGCAUUAUGAAUCUUCGACUGUUCUUUACUGUAAAAGCAAUAUGAGAGUUUGCAAGGGUUUGAAGCAAGAUACGACAGUUUUAAAGCAAUAUAAUCAACAUUAAAACUAGCAAUUUGCUCUCUCCAUGGAAGUUUGACAAAUUUCAGCAAAACAUUUCAAGUUCCACAUUACUUUCAUUUAAAAUGUUACACAUUACUUCCAGGUAUGUUUGUCUCACUGUAAUUAGUGCUUGAUGUACAGAAACAGUGGAGAUUUGCUUGUGUAUAAUUUCAGAAUUGGCUAAGAUGAUCCACCCUGAAAUAAUUGUUACAGGUAUAGGAUGGUUUAAAAUCCAUUACAGAAGUUUUUGGCAAUAACUUGCCUCACUUCAAGUGCUGCCUAUUUCAUUUCUCACUAAUUUUAUGUUUUUUAAAGUUGAUUAUAUAUAUACUAUUUUAAAGCUUAUUUGCUUCAGAAGAAUUGCAAAAGACCAUGAGGCAUUCAUAAUAUGUGUGAGGGAAAACAAAGAACCAUGUAUUAGGAAACUGGUUCAGAGGCAGACCAUGGUAACAUAACAGAACAUUCAUAUGAAGAAACUUGGUUUUAUUUCUAUUCCACUGUAAGGAGCCACAUCCUCUUACAUAUUUUAUGACUUGGUAUUGUUAAUAGCACAAUAAUUGAUGUUACAAGGCUGGGAUAUUUACUUCUUUAAUUAUUCCAAAUAUAAGUAUUAAAACCAUUACAUUUGAAAUUUUAGAGACUCACUCAAGAUGCAUUACAGAGCAUCAGAUUUAUUUCUGAUGAGAAUGAGUGUCUUGUUGACCCGAUAGAGAUAACAUUUUCUGCUUGUAACUGACAGAUGUGUCUGUAGAUUUGAAUCUUCCUACAGAUACAGGAAUUUGUGUUCCUCAGUACAUUUCAUCAACAACAUUUUUCCAUUUCAGAAUUUGCUACGGACUGGCUUAUCCUGGAAGUGAUCUGGGGUAGUGUCAGUCAGAAGGUUCUGGGUUCAAUCCCCAGUCAGAUCUGUGCAUUAAUUUUUCCUAGAUUGAAACCGUAAUUUCUGCUAAAGGUGAAACUUUGGAAAUAUGAAGAAUACCAGGCCUCCUUUGUGGUUCAUUUAGGCCCCUUGUGGAGUGUCAUUCUCAAAAUCACCCUGGCAUUGCAAGUAACAGAAUUUGCCAAAUAUGUGAUCCUUCCUCAGAAAUGGAUUUUGUACCCUGCCUGUAAUUAUAGACCAUAGCUGGUGGCAUUAGGCACAUUCAGACCUGUAAGACUUCUCAGAAUUGACAGAUUUAUUUCUAAUUGCCAAGUCCUUUUAAGAGAAUCAACUAGAAUCUCAAAACUGAUAAACUGCAGUAAAAUAUUUCUUUACUUUUGUCAAGUUGACACAGAUUUCUUAGUAAUUUUAUAUUAUAAUACCUAUGUAUUAUUGUUCUAUAAAGAGUUCCUUGCUAACCAUUUGCUGCAGCUUCUUAUCUCAGAAAGUUUUAAGGGAUUCUAUUUUAUACAAGAAUGAUUAUAUUUUCUGUCUGUUCCUUUAAAAGAAAUCAAGUGUGCAUUGCAGGUUAUGUGCAAUCCAGCUGAGUGAGCAUCUCACUAGCAUAACACCUUACUUUUAACUCCAGAGAUGAAAUCUGGCUGGUAGCCCCAUAAUAUGGGGGUUUAAAUCCAUUAAUCCUGUUUGAUAAAGGUUAAGUGAAACUUUAAUUUCUACAGUAACAAAGAGCAUGACUGUAUGUCUGAACUUGAACCUGAGCCACUUUUGAGAAUUUUAAUAUAUUUUACAAUCACAGCAUUGCAAACCAAGACAUUAACAAAUUAUGCAAAAUUUGUAGAUGUGUUUAUAAGAUGAUUCAGGUGAGUUUUGUUAUACGUGAUGGUUGCGUUCCUGUGAAUCGCUGCAUAUAUUGAAAAUGUAUUUACUGGGAAACAUAACAUGCCUGUGGAUUUUCUGAUUGAUACACCAUGAGAGGCUUUAAUUUGUAGCCCCCUCCCCCCAUCAAAAUGGUGGGACAAGUCAGUAUAACUAUGCAUAAAACUUGGUGGGCUUGGAUGGUAGCUUCUGCCAUGGCUGGAAAUAGGAUAUUGAUGCGUUUUGUGAUACUGAUCUGUGGAUAUGUGAAUACAUGGAUAGCAAAAGCAUGUGUAAUGAGUUACCUGUACAAAUUUCAUGUAUAAGGUUACUUGGAGUCAUUACACCAGAAUAUGCAGAUUUACACAGUUAUUUCCAAAAGUUGUAGCAACUUAUCAGUGUUACAUAUUUUCCAGAUAUGUCACCAUACAAAACUUCAAGAUAGUUCAUUAAAUGUUGCUAGGGUUGCUUUUACCUCAUAUGAUGUUAGUAAUGUGUUUUAAGAGUUGGGGAGAUCUCCGUCAUGAUCUUUAUACUGAGUUUAAUAAAAAUCGAGCAGUUAAAGUAUAUAAUAUUGAUGCCUAUAAUUGAAUUAGAAGGAAGACACAUUCAUUCUCAGGUCUAUGUUAGGGUUCAGAAGAAGGCAUACAAUUUCUUUGGAACUCUAAAGAGAAAGGAAAGUGGAUUUUUUCUUGGUCCCACAUGAAAACUUCUUUCAACAGAGCUGCCUAAUUCCUCAAUCUUAAUCCUUCCUCAUUACAUGCAUACAGCUCACUGACAUUGUUAUGAAUGAAUUGAGAGUAGUUAUAAUAGCUGUUUGAAGGGUUUGGAGUAUAACUCAUGUCAUCAUUUUGCCGUGAAAGUUGAUGCUAACUUUCAGGCUCUAACUUAAUUGGUGUAUGUUAACUUUUGUCCGUGCUGUUAUUUCAACGAAAGUGGAGAAAUUUGUCAACCUGUCAUAGAAAGUGAGUUUUACAGGUUGUUCAAACUUCGUAUAUUUUUUGUUGCUUUACACAACAUUAAACAGUGAAAGUUACUUCACAGUGAAAUGAUGGGGUAUGAUUAGCAUAACAUUGAACAUUUUUACAAUUAAUAAUGAGCUUAGUAAUACUGUAUAAGGAUCAUGGCUGUACAUCUGUUUCCUUUCUUACUACUACUAGAAACUCCUGGCAGUUGAACCUAAUCUCAAGGCAUGGCAUUCAUGCAUUUCUUAUGUGAGGAGGCUGAAUUGUUACAGAGUGUUCCAGGGUCCUGCCACCAGUCCAUUUUUCCAUCAUUGAUACCAGUGUUAGCAAUGCAAAAAAACAUCUGCAACUAGUACAUAUCAUCACGAAACAUAGACAUGGAAGUUUUAGGACAUGCAUUCAUGUUUUCCUUGGAAAUUCUAAAAAAACUUUAAAAAAUUAAUUCUGGUAUGUGUUUAUUAUAAUAUAGUUUCGAACUGUAAUACAUCCUGUGUGUGUUGCCUAAAAUUUGAAUGAAAUUAUAUGAAUAAACAAUUGAUACAUAAUAAAUAAAUCUAUUUGGAUAAGACUUUCUUAAACAACCUUGUAGCAUUAUUUCUUUUUUAGAUCGUUGAAAGUUUAUAUUACAAAAAUAACUACAAUGUGCAUUUUAUGUGAAGAGAUUUUAUGAACUGUUUGCAAUUCAAGAUUCGUUAAAUGUUAAAAAUGUGUAUUUAAGCGUUAAGCAUUUGCUCCUAAGGUUAAUAUCAGUUUAAGAUGAUUAAAUAAAUGAUGUUGAGAAAUCUAUGAUAUAAUCAUUGUUAUAAAUGUGCCAUAUAACAAGUAUUCAUUUUUAUAUAUAAAUGUAAUGAUUAUUAAUGUCUGUAGUUUAAUUCAGAUUCAGUUCUGACAAAUGUUAAUUACUAGUAGUUAAAUGUUUUUGUUAGAUGUUAAUGUGUAUUAAACAGAAUAAACUGUAUGGGAAUAUAUUCCAAGUUAACGAAUGAUAUAAAAGACUGUGUUUAAGUAUAAGUGAAAUGCAAAUGUCACAUGGUGUCCAUAAUUACUGAUAUUAUGUUAUACAGUGAUUAAAAAGUUGUGAGAUGGCAGGUUAUUCAAAUAUUAUGGAGAUACAUGUUUUGUUCCUGGAGGUUUAUGAAUGCCCAUAAAAUAAAUAUCAAGCUUUUAUAAUAUUCUUUCACCAUUCAAAGCCCAAAGAUUACAGACAUUCUUGUUAUAAUUAUUAUUGUAUUAAUAUAUGUACAUAGAAUUAUGAAUGUGCAGUAACUAUAGCUAUUAUAGGUUUGUAUACAUUCAGCUCAUUUUAAUUUUAUGAAAUUUGCAUCCUGAGUGUAAAAAUAUCCCAAAAAUGGAUUAAGGUUGAAGAAUAAUGUGGGCAUACUUUUAGAAUAUGUAGCAGGUUGGCAGUUUAACUUUGUAUCAGUCUUGAUUUGGGAAACUUUCCCUCUAACAAAUAUCCCCCCCCCCCUUUUUGUAAUACAGAGUGUUUUGCAACAGGAUGUCCAUAGCUUAUCUACGUUCUCUUGGGAUAAUUUUCAGUCAAAAAGUUCAAAUAAACAUGGGUCCGAUCUGCAACGGUUUGUCAAGAAAAGGCUUCACACUCAGUAUGCAUUGGCUAUGUUUGAGAAAUUAGUUCACUAAGCGGCACACAUAGGCAAGACACGGCAAUCAGUGCUUGACAUCUCAGUACUACUUGAGUUUCCUACAGGAAGAGCUGCCAUUGAUGUUAUAAGAUGUUCCUAUGCUAACCAGGCAAGCGAUGUGGUUGCAGCAAGAUGGCCCACGUCCUCAUUUUGGUAGGCAGGUGACUGCAUUUCUAAAUCAACAGUUUCCAGACCACUGGAUUGACUGAAGUCGUCCAUUUGCUUGGCCAACAAGAUCACCAGAUCUUUCGCCUUUGGACUACUUUCUCUAGUGCCACAUGAAACCCCUGGUGUAUGCCAUGAAGUCAAACAGUAGGGCUGAGCUGCUGAAUCAAAUAAUGGACUCCCGUGCUAAAAUCAAAAAUGAUCAUUACUCUGAAGAGGGCUGUUACUUCAGUUACACGAAGGGCUCAACGGUGCAUCAACAAUCAGGGUGGCCAUUUCGAGUCACGUAAACAACGUGAGUAAUUGAAAAUGCAAUUUAUAGUGUAGUCUAAACUUAAUAACAACACCAUCAACAAUGUAACCUAAAUUAAUUGGAAAUAAUGUAAAAGUUACAAGUGCAAUAAAAUGAUCAUUCUCAUUUUCUUGACAAAACUGUUGAAGUUCGGACCCAUCUUUAUUUAAACUUUUCGACCCAAAAUGAUCCCAAGAUCACAUAGUUAAGCUAUGGACACCCUGUUGCAGGACACUUUGUAUAUUCAAAUACUGACAAUAUCAACAAAUUGGUGUAGGAAUUGUCAGUAAUUGGAGUGGAAUACAUUAUUUUAAGGAAAUUUAUAUUAUUGUUUUGGAUUAUUAGAAUUCAGAAUUAUAAACUGGAUAGUGCUUAAUGUGAGGAUUUAUUAAAAACUGUAAAUAAGAAUUGUAAAUUUUAACUCGAAGUUUGGAAAUUGAACCGGCACACUUCCUGUGAAAGCUUUUGAGUUGAACUACAGCACAAUUUCCAUUCUGGUUUGUCCUGUGCUAGGAGCUUUAAGUUCAUGCAGAACAUGUAAAGUUGAGUUUUCUGUGGUUAAGAGUGAACUUUCUUAGAAGAGUUAUUUUCUAAAGCAACAGACAAGGUUUUUACUGUCACAUAAUUAAACAGGUUGAUGUAUUUCACAACUAAAAACACAAUGCAGAAUUGUGGUUUGAUGUGAGCAUAACAUCUCUGAGCACAGUGGUCUGAUAGGCUGCCUCUUCUAUCCCCUUGUGAUAGGUCAUGAUAAUACCAAGAUGCAAGUGUUUGACUGUCAUCAGAUACAAAAUGGAUGAUGGACAACACAUUGCAUGAGGUAAUGAUGCGUGUAACAUCAUUUACAGGGAAGGAAGUAUUUCAUGCGGAUGUUUUAUCAAAUCUUGAAUGUACUCAAUAAUGGUAACUUUUCAAUUUGUUUACAUUGUGAAAGUAUGCUCACAUGCUAGGGGAAGAGUAAUGUUUCUGUAGGGAUUUUUUUUCUGCACCUUUAAAUGCAAUUUGAUAUUAAACCAUUCAGAAAAUUGUGUGGAAGUUGCUAAAAGUGUUUUGGUUUAAUUAGUUCAUGUGCUUUUAGAAUGAAGUAAUGAUUUUCAGAAUUAUUCAAAUUAAUGUACUAUAGAAUUAGUCUUUUUGAAAUAUUUGUUAAUAAAAGAGUCAAUGUGUAAUUAUGUAUGUCAUGAGCAUAUGAGUUUGUGUAAGAAAUUUUUAAUUUCUUGAGAAGUUCAUGCUUUAAUUUUAUAUCAGGUCUUCAUUAAGUCAUCACAUGGGUAGUAUUUUCAAGUUGAGAGUGUAGCAAGACAUGUCAACAUUUACAUGCACUCAAAGUGUAAAUGUUUCUGAUAAUGGUAUGACACAAGUGUUUUAAAACUAUGACAUUUCAGAAACUGAUUCUAUUUCCAUCUUCAGGUGACCAGUGAUAGGACAAACCCCUCUUUUAUUGGGUCAAUUCUGUUAUAUCUAAGUCCACCCCAUAUAAAAGUGGGUUUUAGUGAUAGGAAAUUAUAAGAAAUUAUUGUUUCAGUAUAUUCUCCCAGUAUAAUGUCAUACUUGUCAAGGCUGUUUUGUGUGUUUCAGAAAUCAUAAUGAAACUCAGUUACAAGUAAAACUAUAAUGGCACUGUUUCAUAAUUUAAAAUAAUUAUCUUUCAGUAAGUUUCAUAUACAAAGUUUUAGCAUGAGUGGUUUUAGGGGUAUUAUGAAGUACAAAUUUGAGAUGUCAUAACAGACUGAAGUCGUGUGAGUCCCAAAAAGGCCUAUGGCCAUCCAAAUUCCAUAUUGAAAUUUUCUUUAGGGUCAUAAUACAGUACUUCACUGUUUUUUAGAAUUUGUUUCUAUGUGUUAAGAAACACAUACAAGAUUACUUAAUUUGUAUUGUAAUUAUAUGAAUAUCACUAUUUAAAAUUUAACGUAGGCAUAUGACUGAAUGUGUGCAGAUACUUAUCUUCUUCAGUAGGUCAACCCUGAUCGGGAGGAAUUGCAUUGAGUGACAUUAAUAGGGAUUAAGAUUUAGAGCCAUAAAACAAAUUGGCCAUUGAUUAAUUUAUUGUGGAGUAAUAAGAUUGUUUUAUUUGGUGUUAUUGUGCCCAAAUACAAUUUGGUAUGGCUAGCUGGUACCAAAUAAAAUUUUCUGCAAUCUGUAGUUCUUUGAACAUUAAAAAUAAUAUACACACAAGAAAAAUUACAAAAAAUUAAAUAGAUCCAUUUAAAUUAAAUAUAUUUAUAAACCACUGUUGUAUGGAAUCUAGCUCCUACUUUGCAGUAAUUAUAAGCAAAAGAUACCUUCAUGCCCCAUUUCUCCUGAUAAUAAGUCAGAAAUUUUGUUGCGUAUGGAGCAAUAAUGAAGCAUGCAGAUAAUAAUAAGGAACAGAGCAAAGAAAAUUUGAUGAGAUGUAAUUUUUCUCAUUACAUCAUUCCAGAUGUUUUCAUGUCAGUUUUUCAUUAAGAAAACUGUGCUUUAUAUAAUUUUCUUUCAUAAUCCAUGGUAAACAUGCAAAAAAAAAUUAUUAACAUUGUUUUUUCAUUUUUCCUUAAAAUUAUUUCAAUAGUGAUUCAUUAUUGAAUACUUCCUACAAUUUUGUAUAGGACAGACUGAUUUUAUUCAGUGCAAUGCCUCUCACCUGUUAAUUAUUUAGCUCUAAGGCAAUAGGUAUGUUUCCAGCAGAAAAAUAAUUUCAGCAUAUUGAGAUUUUAUCACUUCAAAUAGUUCUAGUCACCAGUCCACAUGGUGACAAAACCAAGAAGAACAUAAUCAAUUUUACAUGCUGAUUUCAAAGAGUUCAGUUCUCACUUCAUGGCAGGUGAAUUGAUAUAUAAUAUGGAUGUGGACAACUUGGUGAACUUGAAAAAUACUACCAAGUGAGACUAAUGAAUUAUCAAUGUACCUCACCUUAUAAAAUGUCAUGAAAUUUUUGUAGUAAUGAUUAUUAUGGUGUGGCUACUUAGUUUAAACAUUAACAUUUACAUAUGUGAUAUAGAAAUUAAAAAUUGUUUAUAUUGAAGCAUAUAGUUAAGUCAGCACUACAAUUUCAAAACUAGGUAUCAUAUUCUACUUUUGAAGUCAGUCUAAUAUUCCUCACAAACAGGCGAUACAAAACAAUAUCAUGGCAUUAUUGUGACAACUGAUGUCAUCUGAUUUGUUUGAUGUAAUGUGUUAAAGUAUGUGGGUUUCUAACAGUGGCACAUUACAUUUGGUGGCUACCAGAAGCAACAAUCUGACUCCAGAAGUUCUUAUUCAGGUGUGUUAUGUAAAUUCUGAUCACAUUAUAUAAAAACGUAUAAAUUCAAAUUAUCUGUUUCAGAUAAAACUUAUAUUUGCAACAUUCAUACACGUGUUUCAGGGAUUAAUUCAAGAAUACAUGGCAAGUACCUGAGUCA